Molecule: messenger RNA, 738 nt
Organism: Rotaria sordida
Lineage: Eukaryota; Metazoa; Rotifera; Eurotatoria; Philodinida; Philodinidae
Source: the annotation of a GenBank genome assembly
AUGAAUAACGAAACAGCCGAAUCAGUAGAAGUUGCUCUUGCUGAACAAGCUAAUCCAAAAAAUAUUUCUACAUAUCAACGUUUUUUCAAGACCGGUGAAGGUGAAUAUGGUGAAGGUGAUGUAUUUAUUGGUGUUCGUGUACCUGAUAAUCGAAUUGUGGCUAAACGGUAUAUUACUCUUCCUCUUGUCGAAAUUGAUCGUCUAUUAAACAGUUCAAUUCAUGAACAUCGUCAAGCUGCUAUCUUUAUUCUAGUCUAUCGUUUUUUAGCUGCUAGUAAAACAUCACCACGUGAUGAUAAUCUUCGUAGUGAACUUUCGACCUUCUAUAUAAAUGCACUUAAAAGAGGUCGAGUAAACAAUUGGGAUUUAGUAGAUGCAUCAGCUGAACAUUUAUUAGGUGGUUAUCUUGAAGAUCGACCACGUCAAUUACUUUUUGAUUUAGCUUCAAGUAAUCAAUUAUGGGAAAGACGAGCAGCUAUGAUUGCUACAUUUGCUUUUAUUAAACGAAAAGAUGGAUCAACAACAUUUGAACUUGCUAAAAAACUUUUAAAUGAUUCUGAACCUCUUAUGCACAAAGCUGUUGGAUGGAUGUUACGUGAAACAGGAAAAAGAAUUAGUCAAAAAGUACUUACUUCAUUUCUCGAUCAACAUGCUGCACAAAUGCCACGUAUUAUGCUUAGUUAUGCAAUUGAACAUCUAUCAAUUAAACAACGAACACAUUAUCGAAAUAUUAAAUAA